This is a messenger RNA of Xiphophorus maculatus (southern platyfish), 5367 nucleotides long. It is a transcript of the gene foxm1, whose product is annotated as forkhead box M1. Gene Ontology annotation, molecular function: sequence-specific DNA binding; DNA-binding transcription factor activity. The record is from RefSeq and is a predicted model, not a curated record. The transcript has 9 exons. Lineage: Eukaryota; Metazoa; Chordata; Actinopteri; Cyprinodontiformes; Poeciliidae. The coding region runs from base 2131 to 4107 and encodes 658 amino acids. Gene Ontology annotation, biological process: regulation of DNA-templated transcription; G2/M transition of mitotic cell cycle.
AUGUCUGAAUGCUAAUUCAGGUAUUUUCCUCCAAUGGUGAAGAAACUUUCCCUCAAACUUGUGGUUAAACUUUCUGCUCUGCCCAACCCGCAUACACACACACACACACACACUCGACCUCCACGCUCCGAGAUCUCUGGCAGAUAUUACAAAGAAACAGCAGCUCUGCUAUCUUCCACCCAUGGGAGUGACAGUUACCCAGCACUAAGGUAGACUGAGGUUGUGAGGCUUGUGCUGUUACCAUGGCUUCACACUUCAGACAAUGCACAAGAAGCCAAGACGGAAUUUGUACAGAAGUGACAGCGCUAAAUGUCAAUGUACUGAAAAAAACCCAUAAAAGAUAGAAAGUGCCUCAGCAAAAUUCUUUCAAGUAUAGAUGCCUAUAAAAAGAUAAAAACAUAAAUUAGCUUAUAAUUGUGAAGAGAAAGGAAAAGUAUAGAUACUGUUAGUUUCUGACAGAUUCUAGUGCAUCUAUCAAAGAACAGAUUCUGAGUCUGUCUGGCAUCUUUUAAAAAUGCUAUAUUUGAAAGUCGGGCUGGAACAAUUAAUUGCAUGAAUCAUGAUUAAUUGAUUACUGAAAUAUUUGUCAACUAAUUUAGUGAUCAAGUAAUCAUUAACUGGAUUAUAAAAACUCUGAAAACAUGGAAUUUGCUUAAAGUUCGACACAUGACCAACCCAUACUAGAGGAAUGCUAAAUUAUUUGCAUUUUAGGAAGCAAAACAUUUAUUUUCUUAUUUAAAUAAGGAAUUGAAAUUAGCAUUUUUAAUCCUUUACAAAAUAAGCUUUGGUGGUUUAAAGAAAAAUCUGCAGAAAUUGAUCAUUUUUUAUCCAGUCAAUCGUCAGAAUAAAUUGAUUAACUGCAGCACUAUUGAAAAGUUGUGGCACUUUAAAACUACAAAUGUCUCCAAAAAAUGUUUCCCCUUUUAAUAUUUUUAUAGCUCAACUGCCUGCAGAAGGUUUUCAGGUCGGUCAUUGUGACGCUGGAAAAGUGCAUGCAUGGUUUUUAAAGGGAAUGCAACUGACAGAUUCCCCUUUUCUAAAAAACAUGAUGUAUAACCAUAAUCUAGUUGCUAGGAAACCAGAGUCUCCCUAUUUUGACAUCUAUUUACCAAAGUAAGAAAAUGGGAGUACGUUGUGUGUGUUUGUCUAAAACUGUAUAUACAUCUAGUGAUGAUAAGCGUGGGACUCUUUCACCAGAGGGAGUAAUUAUUGAGCUCCAAACAAACGAUGGAAAGAAGCUGCAAGAGCUGAUAGAAAUACCGGUUCCCACGGGAACCCAGAAGCAUCACCUUCCACCACCGACUCUCCAGCAGCGAUCCUUUGCUGCGUUUCAGCGAAACCCAAGAAAUGUAAGCUGCUGAUUACCGACGGCGCUCUUUGCAAAGUCCUUCCUGGAACAGUGACUCACCGCGGCAGGGAACCAAAAAUGUUUAACAAAAUUUACAUAGUUUUCCAGCAGUAUGCAUAAGAAAAAUACCCCAAAUUUACACAACUCCCCAGGCAUUUGAUAAUGAGCUUCGUCGGUUAAAUGUGUGUGGGGUUUGCAUAAAUAAACCACUCGACCACAAGUCAUAGCUCCAGCUGCCGAGGUACACCACUGUUCGAGUUCAGAUAUUUCAAAAUGAUUUACACAGUGGUGCAGUUUAAAUUUUGAGGAUAAAUGGAAGAAACUGUUCAGGAUUCAAUGCAGAGGCCUUUUUACUUCUUUUUUUUUUUCUUAAACUGCAAUCUAACCAACAACACAAACAAACUAUACCAACCUUCCACUUUCUUCUCUUGACUGAUGUAAGAGAUGCAUAGGCAUGCUGUUAUGAAAACUGUCGCUCUUUAACCAGCUCAUACCAGCAUGCACAGCGUGGGAUCUGUAACAGCAGAAAAUCUGCCAAGUUUCUCAGCAUUCAGCAGCUUAAACGCAAGAACCCCAGAUUCAGAGUCAAAUAUUUCACACUGAAUAUCAGAGAACCAUCGAUGGCGCGCUUGUUUUGAGACUCUAUGACUGGUAUGCAAGAGUUGGAAUGAAAAGCAACAUCCAUCCUCUUCUUCUGGAAAUACUGAAUCAGCAAUUUGUGAAUCAUCACACAAGCUGACUAGUUUGGCAAUCCUGUGAAGGGUAAUUUUAGCGAUCUGACCAUGAGACGGAGCCCAAGGAGACCCCUGAUUCUGAAAAGAAGAAAACUUCCAUUUCUGCAAAAUGAACCAACUCAGGCUGACAAGCAAACCCAGCACUGUGCAGCAGGCACCGGGGAGCCGACUAAACCAGCAGCCAGCCAGUGCCUCCCUCAUGGCAUCCCCAUCAUGAAUCACCCCUCCAUGUCUGACACUCAGGUGGUUGUCAUCCCUAAAGAGGCAGAUCUGCAAAGCAUCAUCGGUGUGCUCACUGCAAAGGGCAAAGAGAGUGGCGUCCAAGGCCCAAACAAGUUCAUCCUUCUCAGUGAGAGUGGCAGCAGGGGCAAUGGAUCUUUCUGCCAGGCUACUGUCAAAGAGGAGUCAUCUCCUGCAGAAAGUACAGCUACACAACCAGUGAAGUCAGAUACUAUCCACAAUAUGCAAGAUGCUAAACCUCUCACUGGAAAUCAGUCAAGUGCAAGUUGCAGUCCUCUAGAUGACAGCCUCACCAAUAUCCAGUGGCUGGGCAAAAUGAAUACCAGUGCCUUGGAGCCACACCUUGCAAAUCAGACAAUUGACAAGGAGAAGAAGCUUCAAGCACCGCAGAUUUUACAGACCCACAAUACAAAUUCAAACCCAGAAGGUUCUCAUCAGCCCACGUUACAGAGACCGCCGUACUCCUACACGGCCAUGAUCCAGUUCGCCAUCAACAGCAGGAAGAACCGAGGCAUGACGCUGAAAGAAAUUUACACAUGGAUCGAGGACCAUUUCCCUUAUUACAGAGAAGUGGCCAAACCAGGAUGGAAGAAUUCAAUCCGCCACAAUCUUUCUCUGCACGACAUGUUCAUCCGUGAGCGGUCGCCAGAUGGUAAAACCUCUUUCUGGACAAUUCGACCAGAUAUCAAUCGAUGCCUGACCCUUGAUCAGGUUUACAGGCCUUGUUGUGAUCCGGGGACCGUUUCUUCUCCUGUGCCGUUGCUUCCAUGUCCCCACCAACAUGAAAAGAAGAAUAUAUCUGCUGUAAGAAAAGUGCCAGCUUCCACUGAGAGGAGGAUAAAACCACUGCUGCCCCGUACAGACUCUUACUUGGUUCCUAUCCAGCUGCCCAUUGCCUCCUCUGCGUAUCUGCCGUCGUUGUCUGGUUCUUAUUGCCCAUCUGGCUCCAAGCACAAACAAAAUGCUUCACGCGGGACCAAGAGAGUCCGCAUUGCCCCCAAGGUGACGGAGGGCGACAGUCCAGCCGUGGCUCUGGCUCCUCAUGUCGACCUGAAGGUCGAACCCGUAAAUGUUCCGACAAAACGCGAGACACGUAAACCUCCUCCGAAGAGGCAGUCCAGCAGCUCCCGCCGUAAGCAGAGCCUGGUGAACUCUCUGCAGGACGAGCCCAUCCUCCUCUGCCCCGACAACAGCUUCUUUGACUCUGGCGUCGUCUCGGACGCGUCCACCUCCCAGGACGUGAGAGAAGCUGACAGCACAGAGCAGCAGCAGCACUUCCAGGGCAGCCCUGAGCGGGAACUCUACUUCAAGACGCCCAUAAAGAGUCAUAGCCACUUGAGCUCCUCCACGCCGAGCAAGCCACCUCCCAACGUCACACUUGAACCCUGGAAGGUGACGCCCGUCGGCAAAGACAGCCAAAGCGUCCUGGACUUCAGUCCUAUCCGCACGCCGGGCGGUCCCGUUGUCACGCCCCGACAGGAGUACACCACCUUCAGCUUCAGCAGCACUCCCUUCAAAGAGCUGCCGCUGUUCAGCUCCCCCAGGGAGCUGCUCACACCGGCCCCCUGCAGAGCCCCGUCGACAGAUUCCCCCACCGAGGCGCAGCUGGCAGAUGCGCCCGCCGCUUCGCCGUCCAACCGCUCCAUCACGGAGGGCCUCAUCCUGGACACCAUGAAUGACAGCCUGAGCAAGAUUCUGGUGGACAUCAGCUUCUCCGCGCUGGACGACGAAGACCUGGGCAUCGCUAACAUCAGCCUGUCAGAGUUCCUCGGUCAGUUCAUGUAGCCCGAAGGCUAAAACGCUAGAAAUCCGUUGUUGAACACUAAAGCACGCACGCACCAACUCAGCAAAACAGACAUAUUUCUCGUCUGGUCAUGAUCCACCUGUUGUGUGUUUUUGAUGGUUAUUGCUGGAGGUGUGUGAUCAAUCUCAGUUUGUGGUUAGUUUGAUUUCUGUCUGAAUAUAAUUUAUUAAUUUCACUCCAGCACAAAUAACAAAGUAGGAUAUUCAGAAGGCUUCACCAAGGUCUCACAUGAUGCUUUAAUUGGCAAAGAGACUGUACUCAUUCAUCUUCCACUUUGUAUUUGCCUGGGUUUUUUUUGUAACUUUCUCAUGUUUGCACUUGCUUUUACUGUUCUGUGUCAAAUUCUUCUCUUGCAUGUGGCUCUCCUCUUUUGUCUCAUCUUUCAGCCGCUCUGCAUCGCUGUCAUUUAUAGGAGCUGCAUGAGAAGAGAAAUAUUUAAGUGUAUACAUAUGUUGAUUUGCACAUUAUAAUAUAUGACUUACAGUUGUACAAUAGAUUAUUUGAUCACUUGGUAAACUCUGUUGUCGGGUCCCAAAGUCUUACUAGCAAUUAAAAAAAAAAGUAUUACAAGUAGCACUAACAGCAAUAGGAUUUUCUGAUUGUAAAACUGUUUUCAAAAAUCUUCACUGUAAUUAUUGGAUGUGCCGUUGUCAACUGAAGGGCACUUUAUCUGAACAGAGGAAUUUUUGCGAACUGUUCUUUUUACCUCUUAAGGCAGAAAAUACAGAAUAUUUAGUAUAUGUCUUCAGUAAGAAAGAUUAUUUGCAGUAUCAUCUUUGAGGCUGAGAUGUGACCUAUUUCUGUACCACUGAAUAAUGUGUGUUUUUAAGAACAGGUCCUUCUGUUGUCUCAGCUUUUUAAUCUCAGCACUAUGAAUCCAUCUGUUUAUGAAGAAAGGUUGUUUUCUGAAGUAAGACUACAAUAAAUUCCUUAGAUCCUCAUAAAAUUGAAGGAUUUUUCUAUUUAAUUUUAUUGCUGUAACUGUGUGGUCUUUAUAACAUGGCAUUUGCAAGGUGUGGAUGGAUAACCUUUGUUUUAAAUACAACUCUUUGUGUAACCUAAGCUUUAUUUCAUGUUGUAGAAAUGUAAAACAUUGCCAUCUUGGGCAAGAUGUUUUUUAAAGAUACGCCAUUGUUUUAUUACUAAUUCUAAGGUCAGCAAAGGUUUUUGUUUGGCUUACCGUGCUUAUAAAAUUCUGCAAAUUUUUGAUUUCAGCAUAAACAUUUUUUAAGAUUUCUUAG